AAAAAUUGUAUGUUUUUGUUAGGGGUUAGGCUUAGGAAUUUCUGUGGAUGACUCACGGUUUUAAUUGUGAAUAACAAAUACAAAGUUGUGCAAUUAAUUAACCAAUAUUACAAUUUAAAAAAAAGUCGCUUCCUCUAUGAUAAAAGGGAUGAUAAAUUAGAGAAAUUUAAUAUCUAACUUUUACCAAAAGCACUAAGAUCUUUAACCUUGUAUCAUGGCAGAGAGUAAUGACAGUGAAAAUCAAGCAUUAGCCGCAGAGGUUCAACAGCCAGAAGAAGACAUGGACUCCUUGCUGGAUAGUGCCCUUGAUGACUUUUCUAAAGUAUCUCUGGAAACAUCUACGCCCGCAGUCAAGCCAGAAGAAACUGCGGUGUCCCAGGAAGCAGAAACGGAAAGUAUGUGGGCCAACAUGUUGAAAGAAGCAAUGCAGGCCGACCCGAGCAUGAAGGAGAUGUUUGGAGAAGGUGGUCCAACUGAGAACGACUUUUUCCAAGAUUUUUCAAAAAUCGCCGAGGCGGCAGUUAAAGCGAUUGAAGGUGACUCAUCCAGCAACUUUGCAGACAUAGUAUCAGAAACUCUGAAAAGCCUUCAAGACAACAGUGAAUUAUCAAGGAACCAGUUUGGUGACCCAGAGCAGAUGGCGAGCCUGUUUCAAGACAUGGGGUUGAACAGUGAAGCGCUGGGCCAGGAUGGUAGUGUAGAGGACAUUCCACCCUUCCUGCAGAACAUCAUGCAACAGUUCCUAUCUAAAGAUGUCCUCUAUCCUUCCAUCAAAGACUUUGUUGACAGGUAUCCUGCCUGGCUAGAAGCCAACAAGGAGUCAUUGACACAGGCACAGUUUGAUAAUUACACAAAGCAGCUGGAACUGAUGAAGAAAGUGGUGGAGGAGUUUGAGGCGGAAUCUGAGGAAGACAGUGCGGAAGUGAAGAAACAGAGGUUUCAGAGAAUCAUGGGACUGCUGCAACAGAUGCAGGGCUUAGGGCAGCCACCCAUGGAGCUCAUACAGGGAGAUAGCGACAGUCCUCUAGAUGAGACAAACCUACCUAGUUUACCUCCAGGACUGGAUCCUCAACAAUGCUGCCUCAUGUAGCUUACAUGAGCAUCUAGCCUAGUCUACAACUUAUUUUCACUAAAAACCAAAACAAUAUAAUUUAACUGUAUUGAUUUAUAGUAUUUUCAAGCUCAAACUUGCUAGACAAAGUUUAUGGCUAUUUAGCAUGUGCUCUUUUGUGCAAUUCUUUGAGAUUUGCCAAUAUGUUAAGAACGAACAGCAAGACGAAAUGUGGAUUUUUAUAAGCAUUUUGUACAACAUUUCUUACCAAAGUGUGAUAACAAAAAAUAAAUAUUUGUUUUUGAUUGUU
Molecule: messenger RNA, 1361 nt
Organism: Macrosteles quadrilineatus (aster leafhopper)
Lineage: Eukaryota; Metazoa; Arthropoda; Insecta; Hemiptera; Cicadellidae
Product: peroxisomal biogenesis factor 19-like
Exons: 7
Coding region: 215-1090 (291 amino acids)
Biological process (GO): protein import into peroxisome membrane
Cellular component (GO): peroxisomal membrane; peroxisome
Source: RefSeq, a predicted model, not a curated record